AUGGUCAAAAUUCUAAUAGUCAAACCAUCACCCAAUUCAAUCAAACCAUUCUUUUCAAAACUAACCAACAUAAACAAAAAGAACGGACCAUUUGAUUUAAUCAUAUGUAUUUCUGAUUUAUUUAAAAAUCAUAAACAGGAUGAAGAUGAUCAGAUAGAUGAUUUAAUUCAAAAUAAAAUAUCGAUUCCUACUAGAACUUUUUUUAUGAUCGGUCAAUACGUUUUACCUAAGAAAAUUCAAGCAAUACUUGAUUCUAAUCAACAUGGUGAGAUUUGUAAGAAUCUUGAAUAUUUAGAUCCAUUUAGUAUUACUACAUUAAAAACUUUAGGUGAUUUAAGAAUUGCUACUUUUAGUGGAGUGUUUGAUCAUAAAUAUUUUAAUACACCAAAUGAACCUAUCGAAUCAUCAAUGAGCGAAACAGAUACCAUACCAUACCACAUCAAAUCCGUCAACCUAUCCACAUUCCUAACCAAACUGAAAUCCCAAAGCCAACCCAUCGAUUUACUCUUAACUCAUUCAUUACCUCAUUCAUUAACAUCACAUUCUAAAAGAUUACCAAAAGAUCUUAAUCCAUCCAAUUGGGGUUGUUCACCUAUUACAGAUCUUUUGAAACAGUCUAAACCUAGGUAUCAUUUCUCGGGUGGAAGUCUUGGUGAGUUUUGGGAAAGAGAACCUUGGGUUUGGGAUUCGGAUUCGGGUUCGGAUUCGGUUCAGGUAACCCGGUUUGUAAAUUUAGGAGAAUUUGGAAACAAAGAAAAAGAAAGAUGGUUUUAUGCAUUUAAUUUGACUCCAAGUCAUGAAACUGUAAUCACCAAACCAACAGAUUCGACUCUUUCUCCUUAUACACCAUUAAGUCAACCUCUUCAUCAAAAACGUCAUAUAGAAGAUGAUGAAUUCGAUUCUGGACCCAACUUUAGGUUUUCAGAAACCGAUCUUACAAAACGUGCCAAAACAAGUCUUCCACCUCAAAAUUAUGUUUGUAAAAUAUGUGAAAAACCGGGACAUUGGAUUCAAGAAUGUCCAUCCAAACUUGAUCCAUCUAAAAAUCUACAAGAUGGUUAUGUUUGUAGGAUAUGUAAUGUACCGGGUCAUCGAAUUCAACAAUGUCCAAUGAAAGAAACUCGAGUACAUCAAUCAUCAAAUCAAAGGUUUAAUGAACCCAAAGAAAUCGGACCAUCAACUUGUUGGUUUUGUUUAUCUAAUCCACAAGUCACUAAACAUUUAAUUGUUUCGAUCGGUUCAGAAACAUAUGUUUCUUUACCUAAAGGACAAUUACCUGAUACUAAAUCAGGUUGUCCAGUUCCAGGUGGAGGUCAUGUUUUAAUCAUACCUAUUGCACAUUAUCCAAGCCUAUUAGGUUUACCAAAAGAACUAUCGAUUCCAAUCCAACAAGAAAUCCAAACCUAUCAAAACUCCUUAUGCGCAUUAUAUUCUAAAUAUAAUGCAAGUAUGGUCAGUUUUGAAGUCGUUAAACUUACCGGUACAGGUGCAAGACAAGGUCAUGGUCAUCUUCAAGUUUGUCCGAUCCCGAAUGAAUUGGUUGAGAAGAUUGAAUCAAGUUUUAUUGAUGAAGCUAGUAAAGUUGGGAUCGAGUUUGAAGAUCAAAAAGAAGUACAAGAAGAAGGAGCCAUGGAUGGAAUGAGUUAUUUUAGGGUCGGAUUACCUACUGGGAAAAAGAUUAUCAGUUUUAUUAAACCUAAUCAAAGGUUGAAUAUGCAAUUCGGAAGGAUCGUUUUGGCCAAAGUUUUAGAUCAGAUGGAUAGAUCAGAUUGGAAAAAUUGUGUUUUGAAUGAAGAAGAUGAACGAUUAGAGUGUGAUGAAUUGAAAAAAGUGUUUAAAAGUUUUGAACCUAAAUUUGAUUAAUUAAUGUGAUUUCAUAACAACAAAAGAGUUUAAAGUGGUUUUUCUUCAUGAAUGAAGAUUUGUAUGUAUGUGUAUGUAUUUAGACUUUCCC
Melampsora larici-populina 98AG31 is the source of this 1954-nucleotide messenger RNA. RefSeq lists its product as uncharacterized. The coding region runs from base 1 to 1863 and encodes 620 amino acids. The transcript has 11 exons. The record is from RefSeq and is a predicted model, not a curated record. NCBI's taxonomy places the organism in Eukaryota, Fungi, Basidiomycota, Pucciniomycetes, Pucciniales, Melampsoraceae. Gene Ontology annotation, molecular function: nucleic acid binding; RNA lariat debranching enzyme activator activity; zinc ion binding. Gene Ontology annotation, cellular component: post-mRNA release spliceosomal complex. Gene Ontology annotation, biological process: mRNA splicing, via spliceosome.